AUGGUUCGCAUUAAGAACCGCUACUUGCUGGUCGAUAUCCUAUAUCCUGGUUUGGAUAAUGCAACCACGAAUUCUAAGAUCCCAGAUGUGGUGCUUUUCAACCAGCCAACGACGGGCGGCCUCACAGCACAAGCCCUGUUAAGAGGGUUGAAGGCAGAAGUUGCGAAUAUAUUCGGGGAUUAUGGCUCUGGUGCUAUUGCGGAUAGCCUUGCUAUUAAAUAUUUGUCGCCUGCGACCUCGACCUUCAUUCUCCGGGUCUCACGCGAUCAUUACAGGAUUGCAUGGACUGCACUAACGCUCAUGAACAGUGUGCCAGUCCAGAAUGGCAGGGACUGUGUUUUCCGGGUUGUUCGAGUCAGCGGCACAAUGAGAAAGGCACAGCAAGAACUCAUUCGCAAGGCUAGGGAAAUGAUAUUGAAAGCGCAACAAGAGACGGGUGAACAAGGCGAUGCAACACUCGACAGCAUAUUCGGCAAGGGACCGGAUCAACCAGAU
This is a messenger RNA of Amorphotheca resinae ATCC 22711, 495 nucleotides long. RefSeq lists its product as hypothetical. Gene Ontology annotation, cellular component: ribonuclease P complex. The annotation marks the transcript as partial. Gene Ontology annotation, biological process: tRNA 5'-leader removal. NCBI's taxonomy places the organism in Eukaryota, Fungi, Ascomycota, Leotiomycetes, Helotiales, Amorphothecaceae. Gene Ontology annotation, molecular function: ribonuclease P RNA binding. The transcript is spliced from 2 exons. The record is from RefSeq and is a predicted model, not a curated record.